This is a messenger RNA of Eurypyga helias (sunbittern), 331 nucleotides long. Its product is annotated as 60S ribosomal protein L36a. The record is from RefSeq and is a predicted model, not a curated record. Lineage: Eukaryota; Metazoa; Chordata; Aves; Eurypygiformes; Eurypygidae. Gene Ontology annotation, biological process: translation. Gene Ontology annotation, molecular function: structural constituent of ribosome. The transcript is spliced from 4 exons. The annotation marks the transcript as partial. Gene Ontology annotation, cellular component: ribosome; cytosolic large ribosomal subunit.
UACUGCAAGAAAUGCGGCAAGCACCAGCCGCACAAAGUCACCCAGUACAAGAAGGGGAAGGACUCCCUCUACGCCCAGGGAAAAAGGCGCUACGAUAGGAAGCAAAGUGGCUAUGGGGGCCAGACAAAGCCCAUCUUCCGUAAGAAGGCCAAGACCACAAAGAAGAUUGUGCUGAGGCUGGAGUGCGUGGAGCCCAACUGCAGGUCCAAGAGGAUGCUGGCCAUUAAGAGGUGCAAGCACUUUGAACUGGGAGGAGACAAGAAGAGAAAGGGCCAGGUGAUCCAGUUCUAAGCUCCAUUCCCUUGUUAUGGACCAUAUUAAAGUAUUUGGA